Messenger RNA from Oryzias latipes (Japanese medaka), 1416 nucleotides. RefSeq names its product triosephosphate isomerase 1b (gene tpi1b). Gene Ontology annotation, biological process: glycolytic process; glycerol catabolic process; gluconeogenesis. Gene Ontology annotation, cellular component: cytosol. The record is from RefSeq and is a predicted model, not a curated record. NCBI's taxonomy places the organism in Eukaryota, Metazoa, Chordata, Actinopteri, Beloniformes, Adrianichthyidae. Gene Ontology annotation, molecular function: triose-phosphate isomerase activity.
AGUCAUUUGCGGUCGCUGUCUUCCUACAGAGGAGAAAGAUCCCGUUGGUCUUCUGACACCGGUUCCGUUUUUCAUUAAAGCGACAAAAAAACACCGCAAACAUGAGCAGGAAAUUCUUCGUUGGCGGAAACUGGAAAAUGAACGGUGACAAGAAAAGCCUAGGGGAGCUAAUCCAAACCCUGAACGCGGGGAAAGUGGACCCCAAUGUUGAGGUGGUGUGUGGUGCUCCAUCCAUCUACCUGGACUUUGUUAGGUCCAAGCUUGACCCCAAAUUUGGCGUAGCAGCUCAGAACUGCUACAAAGUUCCCAAGGGUGCCUUCACUGGGGAGAUCAGCCCUGCGAUGAUCAAGGACUGCGGCGUGAACUGGGUGAUCCUCGGACACUCCGAGAGGCGGCACGUCUUCGGAGAGAGCGACGAGCUGAUUGGUCAGAAGACCGCUCAUGCUCUAGAGAGCGGUCUCGGCGUGAUCGCCUGCAUUGGCGAGAAGCUGGACGAGAGGGAGGGAGGCAUCACGGAGAAGGUGGUGUUUAGCCAGACCAAAUUUAUCGCAGACAAUGUAAAGGACUGGAGCAAAGUUGUCCUUGCUUAUGAGCCCGUGUGGGCCAUUGGCACCGGCAAAACUGCCUCCCCACAACAGGCUCAGGAGGUUCAUGAGAAACUGAGGGAGUGGCUGAAGAGCAAUGUGUCUGAGGCUGUGGCCAACUCUGUGAGGAUCAUCUAUGGAGGUUCGGUGACCGGCGGAACCUGCAAAGAACUCGCCUCCCAGAAAGAUGUUGACGGUUUUCUUGUGGGUGGAGCUUCCCUUAAACCAGAAUUCAUUGAGAUCAUCAACGCCAAGGCAUAAAAACGUUAGAUGUUCUUAAAGAUGACCAGAUCAGAGGCCAACUUCGCUCUGAUCAGCCGGCUCCAUCACCCCUCUCUCCUGGCACUUGGUGCUCUGCCCUCGCUCUUUUCAAAGUAUUUGUGUAACGGUGUCAUUCCCUUCAUUUUCUCCCCUUUUUCUUUUAGUAAAUUUUUUUUUUCAAGAAGAAAAGGGAUGGUUUGGCACUUGCACUGCACUGUACUACACUGAUGAGUCCACUGAGAACCGCCUUUGUGCGUACUAACCUUCUAAGUGCUCAAACUGUGGACGGACAGUCCAAGCCUUUACUUGAAAAGUUUACGAACUUUCUAUUUUUUUUUCAUAACUGUCACAGCUGUAGUUGAAUGUGUCUUUUUAUUGGUGUCUUUGUGCGAUUCUUGUAAUCAGUGGCUUUUACUUCUCCUUAGGUUUGCAUGAUUCCCAAUUUAUUUUUAUGAAAUGUUUUGCAGCGAAGGACGUGUCCAUUAAAUGUUAACUGUACUGUCACGGCUGAUGGGUGUAAGACAAGAACGGCUGUAAGGAAACAGAAUAAACACUUUAGUAUCUAUUUGAA